This is a messenger RNA of Tuber melanosporum (Perigord truffle), 675 nucleotides long. RefSeq lists its product as uncharacterized. The record is from RefSeq and is a predicted model, not a curated record. The coding region runs from base 67 to 675 and encodes 202 amino acids. Gene Ontology annotation, molecular function: structural constituent of ribosome; small ribosomal subunit rRNA binding. The transcript is spliced from 2 exons. Gene Ontology annotation, biological process: mitochondrial translation. Gene Ontology annotation, cellular component: mitochondrial small ribosomal subunit; ribosome. NCBI's taxonomy places the organism in Eukaryota, Fungi, Ascomycota, Pezizomycetes, Pezizales, Tuberaceae.
CAGCUAUCAUACCACCACCACUACCCUGCUAAACACCAGUCAAUACAAACAAUUGGCAAAGACGAAAUGUCCUCCCGUCUCACACUCUCCUUCCUCCCUCGCCUCUCCCUCCUCCGCCCUCCUCCUCUGGCGAGGACAGCCAAAAGAUGCUUCACCGCAGCCCCCCACCUCCAAAACGAUAUCCCUCCCCCUUCCAACCCCCCCUCUACCACCCCCGCCCCCAAAGACCUGACCCAAAAACUCACCGCCUCCCUCUCAAACCUCGCCCCAGCCAGCCUACCAGAAGACUACAUAUCCGACCAAGACCUGCAAAAACUACAAUCCCGCUUCCUCCCGGGCGAUAUAUAUGCCCCGCACGACCUCUCGCAUGCGCAGCAACGCUCGCGGCGCACCCGGCGCAGCCCACGCUUCGACGUGUGUGAUUUGGUGGGGAUUAAUCCGGUUAAGGAGUAUAAGAAUUUUUGUAUGUUGAGUGAAUACGUCACUGAGAUGGGGAGGAUUAAGCAUUCCAGUGAGACAGGCCUGAGGCCUGUUAACCAACGGAGGAUGGCGAAGGCUAUUCGUCGCGCUAUCGCGCUAGGGUUCAUGCCCGCUACGCAUAAGCACCCCGAAUAUUUGAUGCAUAUGCGGGAGAGUAGGGAGGGGAGGGGAGGAGGUCAAAGGGGAGGGUAUUAG